Candidozyma haemuli is the source of this 3138-nucleotide messenger RNA. RefSeq names its product Cym1p (gene CYM1). Gene Ontology annotation, cellular component: mitochondrial matrix. Gene Ontology annotation, molecular function: metal ion binding. Bases 1 to 3138 code for a protein of 1045 amino acids. The record is from RefSeq and is a predicted model, not a curated record. The transcript has a single exon. Gene Ontology annotation, biological process: protein processing. Lineage: Eukaryota; Fungi; Ascomycota; Pichiomycetes; Serinales; Metschnikowiaceae.
AUGUUGCGGAGUAAUAUCAGCUCUGUGCUUCGCCGCUCGGUGAAACACCGUUGCUUGGCUACUUCAGCAGCUUCUCAGGCUGAAGUGCUCGGCAAGUACCCAAUCGGACUUCAAGUGCAUGGCUUCAGCAUCAAAGAAGUCCAGCCAGUGCCUGAAUUCUCCCUUGUGGCUGUUAGAUUGCAGCACGAGAGAACCGGACUGGAGCAUUUGCAUUUAGAUUCUCCAUCUGAUAGAAACAAUGUGUUCUCUGUGGCUUUGAAGACGAAUCCUCCAGACGCCACUGGUGUCCCUCACAUCUUGGAACACACAACGCUAUGUGGCUCAUACAAGUAUCCUGUUAGGGAUCCAUUCUUCAAGAUGUUGAAUAGAUCCUUAAGUAACUUUAUGAACGCUAUGACCGGCCAUGACUAUACGUUUUACCCGUUCGCAACCACGAACAAUACCGACUUCUAUAACUUGAUGGAUGUUUACUUGUCUUCGGUGUUCGAGCCACUCUUGAAGUAUGAAGACUUCAUGCAAGAAGGUUGGAGAUUGGAGCAGCUGGACAUGACUGACCCUAAGAGUGAUAUUGAGUUCAAAGGUGUGGUCUACAAUGAGAUGAAGGGCCAGUACUCCAACUCGAGCUACUUAUACUAUAUCAAGUUCCAAGAGGCCAUUUAUGCCAGCUUGAACAACUCUGGCGGUGAUCCUAAGAAGAUGAUUGACCUUCAUUAUGAAGAUCUCGUUGACUUCCACUCCUUUAAUUACCAUCCAUCAAAUGCGAAGACCUUUACGUAUGGUAACUUCCCCUUGACAAGUCACUUGGAAAAGCUUGACAAAUUCUACAAUGCUUUCGGCAAGCGCUCAAACAAAAGAGAUGUUAAGAGGUCGAUUUUCGACUUGGACAAUUCAACCAAGCAACAUGACGUUGAGGUGAAAGGCCCAGUUGAUACCAUGACCACUAAGCCUAUUGAAGAGCAGCUUAAGUCUUCGAUUACCUGGUAUUUGGGUAAUCCAUUGGAUGAAUCAAAGCAAUAUGACCUUUUCAAAUGGAAGGCUUUGAGCACUCUUUUGCUUGACGGCCAUAAUGCCCCAUUCUACCAAGAGUUGAUUGAAACUGGCUAUGGUGAGGAUUUCUCCGCAAAUGCCGGUCUUGAUACUACCACUUCGUUGUUGAGCUUUACUAUUGGACUCAACAAUCUUUCUCGUGAAAAGGUAGACAACCUCGGCGCCAAGAUCCAGAGUAUCUUGUCAGAAAAGGUUAUCCCAGAGCUUGCUAAAGGCGAAGAGAGCUCGUUCCACGAAAGAGUAGAGGCUAUUCUUCACCAACUUGAGUUGGGCUUCAAAAAGCAUAAGCCAGAUUUUGGUUUAGGACUUUUGUCUUCCAUCAUCCCACUGUGGGUUAAUGGCGUUAACCCUAUUAACAUUUUGAAGAUCGAGCAGAUCCUCAAUAGAUUCAAGGAAGAUUACAAAGAGAACGGAUUGAAGAUGUUCUCUGAGAUGCUCGAAAAUACCAUGUUAAAGAAGGAUGCCCCUCAAUUCAGGUUCACUAUGGUACCUGAUGAGAACUUCAAUACCAACUUGGCGAAGGAGGAAGAGGAGAGACUUGCUGAGAGAGUCCAGAAACUUGAUGAAGGUGACAAAGAAACUCUCUAUAAGAGAGGUACGAAUCUCCUCGAGAAACAGCAAGAACAGGAGGAUGUUUCUAUCUUACCAACCUUAAAUGUGUAUGAUAUUCCUCGCCAGGGUGACUUCCAUGCGUUGAGCUUCUCUGAUCUUGCCGGCAGUGGUGGUAAAAUUCAAAAGAGAGCCACAAACACUAACGAUCUCGUCUACGUGAGUGCCACCAAAGAUUUGGGCUUCCUUCCUGUGGAGUUCUACAAGUACUUGCCGCUCUUCAACCUGUGCUUGACUAACUUGGCUGGUACGUCGAAGACAUCCAUUUUGGAUUUGGAAAACAAGAUACAAAAGUAUACUGGAGGUGUAACGUUCACUACCUUUGCCAAGUCAGACCCUUACGACAUCAAUAAGACCAACUUUAAGUAUCUGAUGACCGGUAUGUCACUUAAAGACAACACAAGUCAUUUGUAUGACAUUUGGGCUGAUGUCUUGGCUAAUACAAAGUUUGAUGCGAAAGACGAGGCCGUUGUGGAGAAGUUGCACGUUUUGAUCAAGAAUCUUGGACAGAAUCAACUCAAUAAUAUUGCUGAUAGAGGCCAUGUCUACUCAAACGCCUACAGCAAUGCACAGUUGACUCCAACGAAGUACAUUAAUGAUUUGCUUGGAGGUAUUGAGCAGGUAAAGUUUAUCCUGGAGCUCAAUCAAAAGAUUGAUGCUGAAGGUAAGGACUAUCUUGUUAGAGAAAUCUUGCCUGUCCUUCAGAAGAUUCAAAAGGCGCUUUUGUCGAACUACACUGAGGGUCAAAUUCCAGGUUUCAACUACAACAUUGUCUCCGACAAGGCUUCCAUAGCUGAGAACGAGAAGUUGAUUGAACAGUUCGACUUAAAGCUCACGGAUAGUCAGCUGGCCGCUCAGAACAAUGCCUUGCAGGGCCUCAUUACUGAUUUCAAGCCAGCUCUUCAGCAAAAGACCGUCCUUGACCUACCAUUCCAAGUCGGGUACGGCUCUCUUGCUAACUUGGGUGCUGCUUAUACCUCCAAAGAUGGAGCAGCUUUGCAGGCUCUCGCACAGAUUCUCACCUUUAAGCAUUUACAUUCGGUCAUUAGAGAGUCGAACGGUGCAUACGGCGGUGGCCUUAGCUACGACGGCUUGGGUGGUACUUUGAAUUUUUACUCUUACAGAGAUCCAAAUGCUGUCAAGUCAAUAGAGUCAUUUACGAAGGCACCAGGUAUUGCCCAAAAGAAUCUUGUGGACGGCAAGUGGGGUGACAAGGACUUGCAGGAAGCUAAGCUUGCCAUCUUCCAAAGCGUUGACGCUCCAAGCCACAUCUCUAGCGAAGGCUCUGGAUUCUUCUUGGAAGGUAUCAGUGACGAGAUGAGACAGGAGAGGAGAGAAAGAUUCUUAGAUGUCAGUCUCAAGGACUUGCAGGAUGUCAACGAGAAGUAUCUCGUCAACCCUGAUAGAUCUGUCAAGACGAUCAUCGGCGAUGUGAAGAACCUUGGCGAGCUUGGGGACGGUUGGGAUGUUAAGCUGUUUUAA